Messenger RNA from Colletotrichum navitas, 1821 nucleotides. RefSeq names its product Cys/Met metabolism PLP-dependent enzyme. Gene Ontology annotation, biological process: transsulfuration. Lineage: Eukaryota; Fungi; Ascomycota; Sordariomycetes; Glomerellales; Glomerellaceae. The record is from RefSeq and is a predicted model, not a curated record. Gene Ontology annotation, molecular function: carbon-sulfur lyase activity; pyridoxal phosphate binding. Gene Ontology annotation, cellular component: cytoplasm. Bases 275 to 1558 code for a protein of 427 amino acids. The transcript has 2 exons.
CGUCCAUCGUUCUCUCAUCGACAUCCAUGCCGGACGUCGAUGACCCUUAAUUUUUCCAAAACUUGUUUCCAAUUACUUUUUGACUUCAUACGUCGGGACCCUUACUAAAGAGUGACACGUUGCCCAGAACGUAGAUAGAUCUCUGGCCCGCCCAUCCGGUGAAACGCAACACCUGGCUGCAGCAUAGACAGUCACUCCGCCUCAUAUUCUACGGGGGAAAAGGUCCUCCAAAGAGGAAAUAAGGAAACCCUCCCCCGCCCGCGUUUCUACGCAAAUGUCUGGAGACAUCCCCGCGAACGGCACCUCGGCCGCCCCCGGGGCUGGGGCCGGCAGCGGCUCGGACCUGUCGAACGGCGUUGGCGGGCUGUCGCUUGCGACGCGCACCGUCCACGCCGACGACGGCAUCAGCGCCCACCGCGCCGUCGCGCCGGCCAUGCACGUCUCCACGACGUUCAAGUACAGCCGCAACCCAGACGAGCUGCAUUCAGGGGGUAAUGUCGACCCCUCGGCCCCAGGCGACUCGCACAUCUACUCGCGCUACUCGGCCCCAAACACAACCCGCUUCGAGGCCAUCCUCACCUCGGUCCUCGGUGGGCCCUCACUGACCUACUCGUCCGGCCUUUCGGCCUUUCACGCCAUGCUAGUCCACCUGAACCCGAAGCGCGUCGCCAUCGGCGGCGGCUACCACGGCUGCCACGGCGUCAUCAAGAUCCUUACCAAGCUCAACGGGCUGAAGCAGCUCGAGCUCGACGAGGCGUCGCUGGAGCAGCUCGAAGCUGGCGACGUGCUGCACGUCGAGACGCCGCUCAACCCGACGGGCGAGGCUCGCAAUCUGGCGUACUUCAAGGAGAUCGCGGAGCGCAAGGGUGCAUACCUCACGGUGGAUGCCACGUUCGCACCGCCGCCGCUGCAGGACCCAUUCCGGCUCGGCGCGGAUAUCGUGAUGCACUCCGGGACCAAGUACUUUGGCGGCCAUUCGGAUAUGUUGUGCGGCGUGUUGGCCGUCCACCCGAAGCACGCGGAGAAGUGGGUGCAGAACCUGGUCCUGGAGCGGUGCUUCAUCGGUGGCGUGAUGGGGAGCAUGGAGGGUUGGCUGGGCGUGCGGUCGAUGCGGACGCUGGAGCUGCGUGUGGAGAGGCAGUCCCGCUCGGCGACGGAGCUCGUCCGCUGGCUCGACGGAGAGAUCCGGCGGAACCCCGCUGGCGUCGUGGGCAGCGUUGUCGACAGAGUCGUGCACGCCAGCCUGCAGAAGGAGGACCUAGCGGAUGGUCAGGGGUGGCUGGCGAAGCAGAUGCCAGGAGGGUUUGGCCCCGUGUUCGCGAUGCUGCUCAAGGACGCUGAGGACGCUAGGAGGUUGCCGAGCAAGAUGGAGCUGUUCCACCAUGCAACGUCGCUGGGUGGUGUCGAGAGCCUGAUCGAGUGGCGCGCAAUGAGCGAUAGCGGAUGCGACAAGAGGCUGUUGAGGGUCAGCAUCGGCGUCGAGGGGUGGGAGGAUCUGAGAGAUGACUUGGUGCAGGGCUUCAAGGAGUUGGCGGAGGAGAAGACGAAAAGGGUCUAAGAACCGUCUGUCCGCUCAACGAUAUAAUGUUCUGAAAUUACCUAAACCGUAAACAACUCACAUUAUUUGAGAGGUGGUAGGAACCAUGCCAACCCAAGUUAUCUAUGCAUGAUCGGAUUCCCCUUGCAUCCUUUGGAACGAUGAGGGCUCUUUUGGUCUAGAAAGAGACAUGUUGUUGUCCAUUCUGUGAGGAUAGGUAUACACUUUGGCAAGGGCCAAAGUCAAUCAGAUAUAUCGCCAGAGCAAAUUAAAGUCGGUCACUA